AUGACGAGAAGAAACGAGACGAUGAGGGCGAUCGUACGGUCGAGGAGGAGGAGCUUAGAAGAGGUCAUUCGAGAAGGAGUCACCAGCACUGGCAGCCUAAGGAAGGACGAGGAGAAACGAGACGACGAGAACGAUCGUAUGGUCGAGGAGGAGGAGCUGAGAAGAGGUCAUUCAAGAAGGAGUCACCAGCAGCGGAAGGACGAGGAGAAACGAGACGACGAGAACGAUCGUAUGGUCGAGGAGGAGGAGCUGAGAAGAGGUCAUUCAAGAAGGAGUCACCAGCAGCGGAAGGACGAGGAGAAACGAGACGACGAGAACGAUCGUAUGGUCGAGGAGGAGGAGCUGAGAAGAGGUCAUUCAAGAAGGAGUCACCAGCAGCGGUAG
Molecule: messenger RNA, 384 nt
Organism: Ostertagia ostertagi
Lineage: Eukaryota; Metazoa; Nematoda; Chromadorea; Rhabditida; Trichostrongylidae
Source: the annotation of a GenBank genome assembly